GAAGCUCCACCUUGCACUCUUGCAGGAUCGAGCUUGAUCGCCUUGGCGUCCUGCCAUUUCGAAGGUAGCCUUUCCCACAUUGUGCCUCCAGGAUCGCUUGGCAGAUCAACACGAACCUUGGCCAGUGCCACUGGUUGAUCUUGAAGUUUGGCCAGAAUAAGCCUUCUGCAAGACAGCGUUGUACGUCGUCACCAGAACCUACAGUUGCCUUGCUAGAUCUCCCACCAUUCCUGGAUUCUCUGCUCCGAUGCCAGCUCGAUAUGCAUUGUAAAAGCUGCGAACUAACAUUCGGGGCAUCUGGGAGCCCACGGUCCGGUUGAGAUCAAGGUAAUCUGAUCAACAGAUCAAGUUAGUGAGUCUGUUUCUGGAGGCUGCGGAAGGAGGCGCUUCCUCCCUAGAUGCCAGGCGGCACCCUCGCUGCGCAACCGGUCCGCAGUGUGAACGCCCUCUUUGCGGAGCCCGGUUCCGAGGCCGCACGGCGCAGCAGUGGCGUGUGUAGCCCCAGUUACCCGACCCGGCAUGUCCAUCAGAUCUGGGGCCGGCGAGACGCGGCCGGCUUGAGCCUCGACCCAGGGUCUUCUCAAAGUACUCACAGCAGGCGGCAGAAUAGGAGUAAACAGUGCCGGGUGGUGUGCGAAGGGCGUGAGCCGCCAAGAUUGCGACAAUUUGCAAUGGCUACCGGUCACGAGCGUGUGAUAAUGCGCACUGGCAGUGGGAUGGUGGCGGGGGGCAGCUUCUACCGGCGGCCGUCGCUGGAGAGGGGCCUCCUUCCCGAUGAAGACCUCUCGCGUAUGGAAGCACUGUACAUUGCGGAUGCAGAUACCGAACCGGCACGCAAAGCGGCCAUCCCGUGGCGGCCCGUCCUUGUCAACGUCCUCACUGCCUGCCUCGCUUCUUUCUUGUUUGGGUUCCAUGUGGGAGUUGUCAACGGCCCCCUAGAGUACAUUGCGCGCGAUCUUGGUUUUGCUGGUAGCAACGUCCUCAAAGGGGCCGUUGUGAGCGCCACUCUCGCAGGCGCGUUCCUGGGCAGUAUAGGCGGGGGCUCUAUGGCGGAUGCGUUUGGCCGCCGGCGCACCUUCCAGCUCAACGCGGUGCCGCUUCUCGUGGGCGCCGCAACUAGUGCUGCCGCUCAGUCCGUCGGGCCCAUGAUUGCGGGACGCUUUAUGGUGGGGCUAGGCCUCGGGAUUGCUACUGCUGUACUGCCCCUCUAUAUCUCCGAGAUCUCUCCCUCCGCUUACCGCGGCACCAUGGGCUCCCUCAACCAGCUCACCGGCUGCGCCGGCAUCCUCGUUGCACUCCUCCUCUCCCUGCCGCUCCGCUCGAACCCCUCCUGGUGGCGCACCAUGUUCUGGUCCGCCUGCGUUCCGGCCGCCGCGCUCGCAGCCGGAAUGGCACGUGCAGCGGAGUCUCCGCGGUGGCUGUACCAACGCGGAAGAAUAGCGGAAGCGGAGCGCACUUUGGGCGUUCUUUGGGGUCCGGCGGCGGUGAGCGACGCGAUGGCGGGGCUGAAAGCGACCGCUCAGGAGGCGGCGGGAGGGAAGGAGGCCACGUGGCGAGACCUGGCGUCGCCACGAUAUGCGAAAGUGGUGGCCAUUGGCUGUGCCAUGUUCGCCCUCCAACAGUUGUCCGGUAUCAACGCCAUCUUCUACUUUUCGUCAACCGUGUUCCGCAACGCCGGCGUGCAGUCGCAGUUUCUGGCUAACGUCGGCCUCGGGGUGGUCAACCUGGCAGGCGCCGUGCUCGCGUUGUUUCUGAUGGACCGCUGGGGCCGCCGCAAGGCGCUCCGCCUGAGCUACACGGGCAUGGCCGCGUGCCUGCUUCUUAGCGCGGCCGCGAUGACGCUCCCCGUGCUGCGCCCCUGGGCGGGGCCCCUGAGCGUGGCCGCCACGCUGGGCUACGUGCUCGCGUUCUGCCUCGGCGCGGGCCCCGUACCCGCGCUGCUCCUCCCCGAGAUGUUCCCGCAGCGCAUCCGCUCGCGCGCGCUCGCCGCAUGCAUGGCCUGCCACUGGGUGUUCAACUUCGGCAUCGGCCUCUACUUCCUUGAAGUUGUCCGCCUGGUGGGUCUGCCCGCGGUUUACGCUGGCUUUGCCGGAGUCGCGCUUCUCACAGUCGCCUUCUCGCAGCGCUGCAUCAUCGAGACGCAGGGCAAGAGCCUCGAGGAGAUCGAGCGCAUGUUGGGCACCGGGGGCGCGCACUAGGUGCGCGGGAAAGUGGUCCGGGCAGCGUUGAGAGCGCUGGUCUGCUUAUAAAGUGGUGCCCGGGGGCGGGGGUUGGGGCGGGGGGUUGCAGACUUUGGAAGGAAGGGGUGGGGGUGUUGCGUGCCGCUUGCAUAGGACGGUAGUUUGCAACAGUAGUCAGCAUUCUGCACGAAGCGAAGAACUUCGAGUUGAGACCACCGGUUGCUUUAAACGAGUUGGUCACGGUUUGUGCCCGUUCGAUUUUAUAGUAAGUGCACCGCAUGGCACGCUGGCGUGUCGGUGGAGCAGUGUACGUGGACCUGAGUGCUCGCUGUGUAUGAGGCGAGCUUGCACUUAAAACUUGCGGCAGAAAAGUAGAUCCACAAUAGUAAGCGCAGAGGGCUGUCCUGC
Klebsormidium nitens is the source of this 2588-nucleotide messenger RNA. The record is from the annotation of a GenBank genome assembly. Lineage: Eukaryota; Viridiplantae; Streptophyta; Klebsormidiophyceae; Klebsormidiales; Klebsormidiaceae.